CCUUAGAUUUUACAAUUUCGCCCCUUAGAAUUUCUUCCAGCGACUAACGAGUUUUUACUCCUCUUCGAGCUCGGACUCCAUGAACAGAUCUUAACAAAACCUUCAAAUUUCAUGAACCUGAGAUGCAUAGAAUUUUCCCCAUCGAAUCGGAUACAGCGAAAGACAUUUUUGAAAUUUCAAUGUUCUUGCGAUAGAUUGAUUAGAGUAAAAUGGACGUGGAGAAAUCAUCGCUGUGUAAUUGCGUGGUAAACUUCUUAUUGGAGGAGAAUUACUUGUUAUCAGCGUUUGAGCUGCUUCACGAGCUCCUCGAUGAUGGACGCGAUGAUCAAGCUAUUCGCCUCAAGGAAUUCUUUGCUGAUCCCAUUCAGUUUCCACCAGAUCAGAUCUCACGGUUUAAUUCUCUUCGAGUUGCCGACCCACAGAGUCUGCUGGAGGAAAAAGAAGCACUAGAGGAGAAACUAGCAAUCAGAGACUAUGAGAACCGUUUGGCUCAAGAAGACAUUUUGAAGCUCAAGACUGAGUUGCAAAAGAAAUCUGAGGCCAAACAAGAUGAACCAAGUGAUGCUAAAGCAAAAAACGGGUCAAGUAUUCAACAAAGUGGGGAGACAAAAUUCUCAGAUUUGGGUCCUUUAAAGGCAGAAGAACGUCAUGACCUAAACUGUGCUGUAAAGGAAUAUUUGCUCUUAGCAGGAUACCGUUUAACUGCCAUGACCUUUUAUGAAGAGGUUACUGACCAGAAUCUAGAUGAUUGGGAGAAUUCAUCUGCAUCUGUGCCAGAUGCCUUGCGCCAUUACUAUUAUCAGUACCUUUCUUCCACUACAGAAGCAGCUGAGGAGAAGCUUUCCAUGCAAAAAGAGAAUGAAUCAUUGGUGAAAGAAAACGAGAAGCUGAAACAUGAAAAACAGACCUUAUUGAGAAGCAGAGAUUUAGUUGAUUCACAGAUAGCAACUCUAAAAAAGUCACUAGAGACUUUGCAGAAGGAUAUCAAGGAGAAAGAUAAUCAGGUUCAAGAUGUAAAGCACUCACUGGAACAAAGAAGAAAAGAAAUAACUGUCUACAAGGCUGAAAUAACUUCACUUCAAAAGCAAACUGAAGCAGCUGCAGCUCAAUCAGAACAUGUGCCACCUGGCGAUGUAGAAGAUGAAGAAAGCUACAAGGAACAAAUACAAUCUUUACAACAGGAGAUUGAAAGACUACAUGCUACAAAAUCUGAUGACACCACACCUGUAAAUAAUGUUGAAGAAAUAACCAAUAGGAAAGAUGAAGUUAUAAAAUUAUGUGAAAAUGACAUGAUAUUAUCACCAUCAAUUAAUGUGAGAGAUCAAAACACUGAUGAUAAACAUGAGGAAUUUUCUAAAUCAGAUGAUAAUGAUGUGGCUAAGGAUCUCCUUAAAGACAAUGUGCAAGUCAAAACUGAUAAUGGGUUGACUCCAGAGUCAAGUACUCCUUCUGUUCAACAUGAUUCUAAAAAGGGUCCUGGAACUAUUCAGAUUCUUUCAGAUGCAUUGCCUAAAAUCGUUCCUUAUGUGCUAAUCAAUCAUCGAGAGGAGCUUCUUCCCCUGAUGAUGUGUGCAAUUGAGAGACACCCGGAUAGCAACACAAGGGAUUCCUUGACACACACAUUGUUUAACUUGAUUAAACGCCCAGAUGAACAACAAAGACGAAUUAUUAUGGAUGCCUGUGUCACACUUGCUAGGAAUGUUGGAGAGAUGCGAACAGAAACAGAGUUGCUUCCCCAAUGUUGGGAGCAAAUUAGUCACAUGUAUGAGGAACGCAGGCUGCUUGUAGCUCAAUCAUGUGGGGAGCUUGCAGGAUUUGUGAGGCCAGAGAUUCGAGACUCCCUCAUCCUAUCUAUUGUGCAACAGCUCAUAGAGGAUUCCGCCACUGUAGUUCGUGAGGCUGCUACAAGAAAUCUAGCUCUGCUGCUUCCACUCUUCCCAAAUAUGGAUAAAUAUAUCAAGGUGGAGGAAAUGAUGUUCCAUUUGGUUUGUGAUCCAUCGGGAGCUGUUGUGGAUACAACUAUUAAAGAGCUAGUUCCUGCUGUGCUCAAGUGGGGUAACAAAUUGGAUCAUAUUCUACGAGUUUUGAUUUCUCACAUGUUGAGCUCUGUAGAGUGUUGUCCACCUGUUUCAGGGGUUGAAGAUUCUGUAGAGUCACACUUCCAUGUUUUAGGUGAAAGAGAACGAUGGACUGUUGAUGUGUUGCUUCGGUUACUGAUGCAAUUGCUUCCAGUUGUACACCAAAUAGCUAUCGACACUUGUUCAUAUGAGUCUUUUUCAGAAUCUACAGGAACAUUUUUUUCACUUCAAUUGCUUCAAAAGUAUGCAGAGGGACGUUUAGAUUGGCCUACAUUUGAGUGGCUUCAUGAUGAUUGCUUUCCCAGUCUGAUUCAGAUUCUCUCUCUCUUACCACAAAAGGAAGAUAGUUUGAGAAAACGCAUCUCAAGUUUUUUACUAGCAGUUUCUAAAAGAUUCGGGGAGGAUUAUUUAACACAUAUAAUCCUUCCUCUAUUCUUAGUGGCUGUUGGCGAUAAUGCUGACUUGUCAUGCUUCCGCUCAACAUCCCAACCAAAAAUUAAAGCUCUAAGACCAAUAAUUGCUAUGGAUGCAAGAAUUGCCACCUUGUGUGUCCUACCAGUUCUAUUAGCAGGUGUCCUCGGAUUCCCUAACAAGCAUGAACUAUUAACUGAAUACUUAAGGAAUCUCUUGAUCCAAAGUGCUGACAAGACGACCCGGUCAGCAAUCCACAGUGCUGACGUGUACAACUCUGUCCGUUUCCUUUGCUUGUUUGAAGAACACCAUAAUCUGGUUUUCAAUAUCUUAUGGGAGAUGGUUGUGAGCUCCAACAUGGAUUUGAAAAUUAACGCUGCUAAGCUUCUGAAAGUGAUUGUGCCUUAUAUUGAUGCUAAAGUUGCUUCAUCACAUGUUUUGCCUGCUCUUGUGACUUUGGGCUCUGAACCAAACUUACAUGUGUUGUAUGCAAGCAUUGAUGCCUUUGGAACUGUAGCUCAAAACUUCAAAAAUGAUGUUAUUGUUGACAAAAUACGUGUUCAAAUGGAUGCUUUUCUUGAAGAUGGAUCUCAUGAAGCUACAAUUGCUGUUAUUCGUGCAUUAGUGAUAUUUCAUCUUUCUUCAGCUCAACUACCUGUAACCAACAUGGUGCGACGCCGCGAUAGAGCCAAUGCAUUUUGUGAAGCUAUCCGUGCUCUCGAUGCUACAGAUCUUUCAUCAGCGAGUGUACGCGAUCUCCUCCUGCCAACAAUACAAAACCUAUUGAAAGACACGGAAGCGCUCGACCCAGCGCAUAAAGAGGCGUUAGAAGUGAUAGUAAAGGAAAGAUCGAGUGGAACUUUUGACACGUUCAGCAAAGUCAUGGGGACUCAAUUUGGACUCCCGACCUCCAUGACAAGUUUCUUCAGUGAAGGUGGACUUUUAGGAAAGAAGGAUUCAGGAGAAAUCCCACCACCACCACCACCCGACCCGAAAAAUGUCAUUAACCCACAAUCACCCGUUGAAGACACAAGAUUCAGGAGAAUCAUGCGAGGUGGUUUUACUGAUAUGCUUCGGGGGAAAGGUAAAAAUAGCGACGAACUUUCACCCCCACAUUAA
Lactuca virosa is the source of this 3608-nucleotide messenger RNA. The record is from the annotation of a GenBank genome assembly. Lineage: Eukaryota; Viridiplantae; Streptophyta; Magnoliopsida; Asterales; Asteraceae.